UAAGCUCAACAGGUGCCUUCAGUCGUAGUUCUGCAUUCGUGAGUUUAACACUAACUCAACAACAAAACUAAAAAAAAACUUAAUAGUUAGUCUCAUUUUGGGUGAAUUUUAACAAAACAUCCGCCCGUAAAGUGUGAAACUAUUUAAAAAGUUUUGAAUAAAUUUAUAAUUAUAACAACAUGACGAGGAUUGUACUUAAUUUUGGAUUGUGUCUGGCACUUUGUGGAGCCUUAGCUCAAGCCCUUUCUUCCGGCUGCUCUAGCACCAAUAAGACCGAACGUUUUGCAGUUCCCGGACAAUGCGACGCUUACAUCGAAUGCGUCCAUGGUCAGCAAGUAGAGAUGCUUUGCCCAGAUGGUUUGCUUUUCAAUGAAAAGAGCAGUGGUUAUCCUUGCGGCUAUCCAAUUGAUGUUCAAUGUGAACAGAGAACUAAAACUCAAAAUGCCCAACCAACCGACGAUUGCCCACAUCAAUUUGGUUACUAUCGUAUUGGUGACAAAAGCAACUGUGGUACCUUUAAGAACUGUGCUUCCGGUGUUGCUCAUGUUCUAGAAUGCCCUGAAGGUUUGGCAUGGAACGCAGAAACAUACCAAUGCGAUUGGCCAGAUCUAGUUGCUGAUUGUGAUGCAGAAGCUUAUUUGGGUUUCAAGUGUCCCCAAAUUGCCAAGUCAAACUUAUUGGGUGACGAAGAAUACCGUUUCUAUAUUUCACCAAGUGAUUGCUCCAAAUACUUCAUCUGUAUCAAUGGACAACCAAGAAUAAACAGCUGUGGAGAGGGUUACGGAUUCAAUCCCGAAAUCAAUGCUUGUGAUGGUCUUGAGAAUAUCACUUGCAGUGGAUCGGUCAGAAAUGCUGUUAAGCCAGAGAAAUUCAAUGCUGAACCUCAAAGACCCCAAGCAAAUAACUAUCAAUCAGGAAAUAGUUAUCAACAACCAGCUCAAGCUCAAAGACCUGCCUUCCAACAACAACCCCAGAGAGGCGGUGGUGCUUACAAUCAAGGAUCAUACCAACAAAAACCAUUCCAACAGCAAUCUUUCCAGAACGCCGGACGUCCAAACAACUAUGGAUAGACUUUUGAUGUCUUGAAGCUUUUUUUGAAGUUUUUGUUUUAAAUUAAUUUGUUGUUUAUUGUAAUUUUUAAUUUCUGUGUGUGUUUUUAUCUGUAUCUAGUCUUUGGAAGCCAUAAUUCAAUAAAUACUUUUAAUUUGCUUCGAAUUCUUGUCUUUCUAUUCUACCAAACCUCUCUUAAACCUUAAAGUGGAACAAAUCUGAAGAA
Episyrphus balteatus (marmalade hoverfly) is the source of this 1276-nucleotide messenger RNA. Its product is annotated as protein obstructor-E-like. Gene Ontology annotation, cellular component: extracellular region. NCBI's taxonomy places the organism in Eukaryota, Metazoa, Arthropoda, Insecta, Diptera, Syrphidae. The transcript is spliced from 2 exons. The record is from RefSeq and is a predicted model, not a curated record. Bases 180 to 1070 code for a protein of 296 amino acids. Gene Ontology annotation, molecular function: chitin binding.